Molecule: messenger RNA, 3368 nt
Organism: Spinacia oleracea (spinach)
Lineage: Eukaryota; Viridiplantae; Streptophyta; Magnoliopsida; Caryophyllales; Amaranthaceae
Product: potassium channel AKT1
Exons: 12
Coding region: 130-2760 (876 amino acids)
Biological process (GO): potassium ion transport; transmembrane transport
Cellular component (GO): membrane
Molecular function (GO): protein binding; voltage-gated potassium channel activity
Source: RefSeq, a predicted model, not a curated record
AACAUAUUUGUCUUUUUCAUCAUAUAAAUUAAAAAUAAUAAUUAUGGAGAUGAAAAUGGAAAUAAGAUAAAUUGCAGUUGAGGAAGUGAGAAUGUGGGAAAUAAAAAGAAAGAAAAAGAAAAAAGAUAGAUGAUGAAUAGUUGGGUGAAGAGUUCAGUGUGUGGUGAAAAAUUAAGCGAGGUAGACAGAACAUCAGUAGGUGGUACUACCACCCAAUUUAGUCUUACGAAUGGCAUCCUACCCUCUUUGGGUGCUCAAAGCAACCGUGGCAUCCUUCUCCGCCGCUUUGUUAUCGCCCCUAUGGAUCCUCGUUACAGAGGAUGGGAAAUGUUUCUGGUAUUGUUGGUAUUCUAUACAGCAUGGGCAUCUCCAUUCGAAUUCGGCUUCUUACAAAAACCAUCUAUUAAAGUCCUGGCAAUCGCGGACAACAUUGUGAAUGGAUUUUUCGCCAUUGAUAUAAUAUUGACCUUCUUUGUGGCGUAUCUUGAUAAGAAAACUUACCUUCUUGUGGAUAACCGGAAGAACAUUGCUUGGAGGUACAUUAGGACCUGGUUUGUUUUCGAUACUAUAUCCACUGUCCCUUCUGAACUUGUUCUUCAAAUUCUCCCUAACGACGUUCGAGCCUAUGGACUAUUCAGUAUGUUACGUCUUUGGCGUCUUCGUAGAGUCAGUAAAAUGAUCUCCAGAUUGGAGAAAGAUCCAAAAAUUAACUAUUUUUUUGUUCGAAUCUGCAAGCUAGUCUGUGUGACUCUUUUCACGGUUCACAGUGCUGCCUGCUUUUACUAUCUCUUAGCUGCCAGUUACUCUGACCCGAAAAAGACUUGGAUUGCUCUUUCAAUGGAGAACUUUGAGACUGAGAAUAUGUGGUUACGAUAUGUCACAUCCAUUUACUGGUCCAUAACCACUGUCACUACAGUCGGAUAUGGUGAUUUACACCCUGUCAAUAUAAGGGAGAUGGUCUUUACUAUCUUUUACAUGCUCUUCAAUCUUGGACUCACAGCAUAUUUGAUAGGAAAUAUGACAAACUUAGUGGUUCAUCGGACUAGUCGAACCAGAAACUUUAGGGACAAACUUCAAGCAGCAUCCAAUUUUGCACAAAGAAAUAAGAUUCCUGUUCGUCUCCAAGAUCAAAUGGUUGGUCACUUGUGCUUGAAAUACAGAGCUGAUUCAGAAGGGUUACAACAACAAGAGGUUCUUGAAUCCCUUCCUAAGGCUAUUAAAUCAAGUAUUUCACACUACCUCUUCUACUCACUGCUUGAUAAGGUAUAUCUGUUUCGAGAAGUGUCAAACGACUUGCUUUUCCAACUGGUUUCAGAGAUGAAAGCUGAGUACUUUCCUCCUAAGGAAGACGUGAUUUUACAGAACGAAGCCCCCACGGACCUAUAUGUGCUAGUCCAUGGUGCAAUGGAGUUGAUCUUACCCGUGAAUGGAGUUGAACAGGUCGUUAAAGAGGUCAAAUCUGGAGAUAUAUGUGGGGAGAUAGGUGUUCUUUGUUACAGGCCACAGCUUUUUACUGUUCGCACCAAGAGAUUGUGUCAGUUGCUGCGUCUAAAUCGUACUUCCCUUCUGAAUCUUGUCCAAGCAAAUGUUGGAGAUGGAGCUAUUAUCAUGAGCAAUCUCUUAGAGCAUUUGAAGACGCAGCAUGAUCCAUUAAUGCAAUCUCUUGUUGAUGACAUUGAGAAAAUGAUAGCUCAAGGUCAAACAGAUUUGCCACUGGGUUUAUGUUUUGCUGCUGCAAGAGGAGAUGAGCCGUUGCUGCAACUCUUGCUGAAACGCGGGUCCAAUCCAAAUGAGAGAGGCAUGAAAGACCGCACUGCUUUGCAUGUUGCAGCUGCCAAUGGAAAUGAAAACUGUGUUUCUAUCCUGCUGACUUCUGGGGCGGAUCCAAACUCAAAAGACUCAGAAGGGAAUGUUCCGUUAUGGGAUGUAAUAAUGGGGAAGCAUCCUGAGUCGUUGAUAAAGUUACUGGUAGACCAUGGUGCUACUCUGGCUUCUGGCGAUGUACCACAAUAUGCUUGCUAUGCUGUAGAGCAAGACAAUCUAGAGCUGCUACAGAGUAUUGUGCGACAUGAUGGAGAUGUAACGUUGCCCAAGAGCGAUGGAACUACACCACUUGAUGCUGCAGUGAUUAAUGGAAACGCCAACAUUGUUAAGUUCCUUUUAGAGCAAGGGGCAGACAUUGACAAGAAUGAUGCAGAUGGGGUGACACCCAGGAUUUUGGCAGAUCUUCAUGGAAAUGUUGAGAUUAAAGCAUUAUUUGGUACUAGUUGUAAGAAAGAGGUUAGCCUCAAAUCGGAUAAUGUAGUGAUCCUUAAUAAGAAAGUGGAUUCUACUAAUUCCCUGAAGAAGUACUCAAGUACUGGUACAUAUUUGGAUGAUGUUACUCUGGUUCCUAGUGUUCAUGUCGAUAUGCCUCAAGUUCAGGCUCACCCUAGAGCCCGGGCUAACGUGUUUGAAAACUCGCUAUUUGGAGUAGUGUCUGCUGCUACUAGAGGUGAAACAUCUGCUGGUGUAAACAGUUACACAAGGUCUGUUCCUAUGGGAAACCAAUCUGCCAGAGUAAUACUUAGAUGCCUUGGAAAGAGUGAGGCCUCAAAGCUCGUCAGGUUGCCGGACACAAUUCAAGAACUAGUUGAAAUUGGUAACAUGAAAUUCGGAUGUCACUGCACUAAACUAGUCUCUGCACACGGAGCUGAGAUUGAUGAGAUCGAACUCGUUAGAGAUGGCGAUCAUCUUACUCUCAUGUCUGAUGAAAAUUAGUCUGCUUAACGUAAGCCAAAUUCAAAUCUAGUAGUUGAUUCCAAACACGGACACUGGACACCACUUGUUGAAUCAACUAAUUGGUGGACUAGUGAAGAAUUAAGCUGCAUGCAUGUUCAUUUUCAACUAGACGUACCAUCUACAUCUUUUUCUGAUGGAAAUAUUACUAGUGCAUAUUGACUUUAGACUUGUACUCCGUAAAUAAUUCAUGGCUUAACAAACAACAUUCAAUCUAUAAGGCUUGUUGGAAAUUGUUAAUAUUAAACCCAAUAUGGCAAUGAGUUUCAGUUAUGAUAUAUUACUAGAUAUUUAUUUAGGAGAUAUAUUAUGUUAUUGUAUUCCUAUUUUACGAGUUGUAUUUUAGGGAUAGAUUUGUUAGUAUAUUGGUUUCUCCUAAAUUGUAAUAUUCUAGUAAUAUUGUGUUUCCUAAUACUAGGGCUAGGGUUAGGAAGUUGGGGUAUAUAAAUAGGGAUUUAUAUACCAUUAUGAUUGAUAUGCUUGAGAUCCUGAGCUUGAGCAUAGUUUGAGAGAAAAACAUAUGAGGUUGAUUGAUUGUAUUGUUAAUAACGGUUUUGAUUAAUAAUACAAGUUGGGACGUGGGUAUACCA